AUAUAGUGAAUGCAGGGUCCUGGGAGACCGGAUAUAGUGAAUGCAGGGUCCUGGGAGACCGGAUAUAGUGAAUGCCGGGUCCUGGGAGACCGGAUAUAGUGAAUGCAGGGUCCUGGGAGACCAGAUAUAGUGAAUGCCGGGUCCGGGGUUUAGGAACACUUUAAAUGCAGACCCCAGGAAGAUUACAGCAUUUUCCUGCAUUCCAAUGUACCUGAAAGGUGUUGAAGGUAGUUGCCACUUGAAUAAAUAUAUUCAA
This is a messenger RNA of Staurois parvus, 256 nucleotides long. The record is from the annotation of a GenBank genome assembly. NCBI's taxonomy places the organism in Eukaryota, Metazoa, Chordata, Amphibia, Anura, Ranidae.